Messenger RNA from Lachancea thermotolerans CBS 6340, 1179 nucleotides. RefSeq names its product cystathionine gamma-lyase CYS3 (gene CYS3). Bases 1 to 1179 code for a protein of 392 amino acids. Gene Ontology annotation, biological process: transsulfuration. NCBI's taxonomy places the organism in Eukaryota, Fungi, Ascomycota, Saccharomycetes, Saccharomycetales, Saccharomycetaceae. Gene Ontology annotation, cellular component: cytoplasm. The transcript has a single exon. The record is from RefSeq and is a predicted model, not a curated record. Gene Ontology annotation, molecular function: pyridoxal phosphate binding; cystathionine gamma-lyase activity.
AUGACCGUUCUUCCCUCCGAUAAGUUCGCGACGCUCGCGAUCCACGCCGGCGCGCACACCGAUGUGCACGGGUCCGUGAUCGAGCCCAUCUCGCUGUCCACCACAUUCAAGCAGAGCGCGCCCGCGCAGCCCAUCGGCGCGUACGAGUACUCGCGCUCGCAGAACCCCAACCGUGCCAACCUCGAGGCCGCCGUCGCCGCGCUCGAGCGCGCGCAGUUCGGGCUCGCCUUCUCGUCCGGUUCCGCGACCACUGCCGUGGUGCUGCAGUCGCUGCCCACCGACUCGCACGCGAUCUCCAUCGGCGACGUCUACGGUGGCACCCACCGCUACUUCACGCAGGUGGCGCACGCGCACGGCGUGCAGACCUCGUUCACCAACGACCUGGAGCGCGACCUGCCCCAGCUGGUGCGCCCCAACACCCGCCUGGUGUGGCUCGAGUCGCCCACCAACCCUACCCUCAAGGUCACCGACAUCCGCCGCGUCGCGGACGCCGCGCACGCGGCCAACCCGGACAUUCUGGUCGUCGUCGACAACACCUUCCUGUCGCCUUACAUCUCUAACCCACUGACCCACGGCGCGGACAUCGUCGUGCACUCCGCGACCAAGUACAUCAACGGCCACUCGGACGUCGUCCUGGGUGUGCUCGCCACCAACAACGAGCCUCUCUACGAGCGCCUGCGCUUCCUGCAGAACGCCAUCGGCGCCGUGCCUUCGCCUUUUGACAGCUGGCUGACGCACCGUGGGCUCAAGACCCUGCACCUGCGUGUGCGCGCCGCCGCGCAGUCCGCGCAGCGCAUCGCCAAGUUCCUCGAGGCCAGCGACCGCGUCGAGCACGUCAACUACCCCGGCUUGUCCUCGCACCCUGCCUACGCCGUGGUCCAGAAGCAGCACCGCGACGCGCUGGGUGGCGGUAUGAUCUCGUUCCGCAUCAAGGGCGGUGCUGGGGCCGCCGCGCGCUUCACGUCCACGACACGCCUGUUCACGCUGGCGGAGUCGCUGGGCGGGAUCGAGUCGCUGGUCGAGGUCCCCGCGGUGAUGACGCACGGUGGUAUCCCACGCGAGCAGCGUGAGGCUAGCGGUGUGUUCGACAACUUGAUCAGACUGUCUGUGGGUAUCGAGGACAUCGACGAUCUACUGGAGGACGUGCGCCAGGCGCUGGAGAAGGCUGGCGCUCAGUGA